Messenger RNA from Lepisosteus oculatus (spotted gar), 2255 nucleotides. NCBI's taxonomy places the organism in Eukaryota, Metazoa, Chordata, Actinopteri, Semionotiformes, Lepisosteidae. The record is from RefSeq and is a predicted model, not a curated record.
UUUAUGUAUCCGGUGAUGCUUUUAUUCUUAUUCAUAUUAGCAUUGUUUGCUCAUUUUUCUCAGGGCUGUGUCCUAGUACGUUUGAAUCCAGUGCCAAGCUCAUUGCUCUUUCCUUGUCCACCCAUCUCUCUCUGUGCCUGUGGUGCUUGUGUCUGCGCCGCAGGGGUGGAACCGGCCCAGGUCCAGGAGAGGGUGGAGAACCACCUGAAAAGCCUGCUGAUCAAGCACUUUGACCCCCAGAAGGCCGAUUCCAUCUUCACUGUGGAAGGGGAGACGCCCGCCUGGCUGGAGCAGAUGAUCGCCCACACCACCUGGAGGGAUCUCUUCUACAAGCUGGCGGAGGCUCAUCCGGACUGCCUCAUGCUCAACUUCACUGUCAAGCUGAUCUCGGACGCGGGGUACCAGGGCGAGAUCACCAGCGUGUCCACCGCCUGUCAGCAGCUGGAGGUGUUCUCUCGCGUCCUCCGCACAUCGCUGGCCACCCUCCUGGAUGGAGGAGAGGACAAUCUUGAGAAGAACCUGCCCGAGUUCGCUAAGAUGGUUUGCCAUGGGGAGCACACCUACCUCUUUGCCCAGGCCAUGAUGUCCAUCCUGGCGCAGGAGGAGCAGGGCGGGUCCGCCGUUCGCCGGAUUGCGCAGGAGGUCCAGAAAGCCGCGCACCAAAGGGGCCAUGAUGCCAGUCAGAUCACGCUGGCGCUGGGCACGGCGGCGGCGUACCCCCGGGCCUGCCAGGCCCUCGGUGCUAUGCUGUCCAAGGGAGCCCUCAACCCGGCCGACAUCACUGUGCUCUUCAAGAUGUUUAGCAGCAUGGACCCCCCGCCAGUGGAGCUGAUCCGAGUCCCCGCGUUCCUGGACCUGUUCAUGCAGUCUCUGUUCAAACCCGGGGCCAAGAUCAACCAGGACCACAAGCACAAGUACAUCCAGAUCCUGGCCUACGCGGCAAGCGUGGUGGAAACCUGGAAGAAGAAUAAGCGAGUGAACAUCAACAAGGACGAGCUGAAGUCCACCUCCAAGGCCAUCGAGACUGUACACAACCUCUGCUGCAAUGAGAACAAGGGAGCGACUGAGCUGGUGGCUGAGCUCAGCACGCUGUACCAGUGCAUCCGAUUCCCAGUGGUGGCAAUGGGGGUGUUGAAGUGGGUGGACUGGACAGUUUCGGAACCCCGUUACUUCCAGCUGCAGACAGACCACACACCUGUCCACCUGGCACUGCUGGACGAGAUUAGCACCUGCCAUCAGCUUCUGCACCCCCAGGUCCUGCAGCUGCUGGUCAAGCUGUUUGAGACCGAGCACUCCCAGCUGGACGUCAUGGAGCAGCUGGAGCUGAAGAAGACUCUGCUGGACCGCAUGGUGCACCUGCUGAGCCGAGGCUACGUGCUGCCGGUUGUGGGCUACAUCCGCAAGUGCCUGGAGAAGCUCAACACCGACAUCUCCCUCAUCCGCUACUUUGUCACUGAGGUCCUGGACGUGAUCACUCCCCCCUACACCUCGGAUUUCGUGCAGCUCUUCCUGCCGAUCCUGGAGAACGACAGCAUCGCGGGGACCAUCCGGGCGGAGGGGGAGCAUGACCCCGUGGCUGAGUUCAUCGCGCACUGCAAAUCCAACUUCAUCAUGGUGAACUAAAGUCCUGGGAUCUGUUUUGUGAGCGAUGAGGGAACCAGGGCAGUCCAGAAGGUACCGUUUCGGAUAUCUGAGCCAGCCAGUUGUGGACACUGCCCAAGGGGGGAGCGCACCUGUGAGAGUUGGCCAGCAGUGAGGAACUCCCUCUGAGUGGCAGUAUGGACAUAGUCAGGGAGAGCCCUCCAGAGCCUUGCCCUAUUGAAGCAAACAGCCUUAAUGUAAGCGCAAAAUCUACUGCUGCAGCACAACACUAAGCACAAAAUGUAGCAGGAGGAGAGAGAGAGAGUUUCUUUUUUAUCUUGUGCAGCACGCAGGGUUUUGUCAGAUAUUCAUGCAGAAGACUGAUCUCUAUAUAUAUAUGCCAUCCGUGAAGAAACAGUGUGAAGAUUAUGAUCAUUUUAAUAUGGCAGGGCUCUGUACAAGCAAGGCCACCCCUUUUGAGAGAGAGCGCAAUGGGUAUUCAUAGCUCGGUCAGUUGGUUGUAAUCAGCUGUGCAGCUCUUUUGGCUCACACUUUCAACUUUGAUUAUUUUUUUAUAAAAAUAACUACUAAAAAUAUAAUGUUCAUUACCGAUUCAUGGAAGAAAUGUGGUCCAGGUGUGUAAAAAAAUAAAAAUAAAAAUGCUUUUCUGUUCA